AUGUCUACCGGUGAGAGCGCGGAGCUUCAUGAACCAACCAUGGGCCCUAUUAAGUACGUUUUCAUUCCCGUUGAGGAGACUAGAGAGCCAAAGGAGUUGCUGUUUGCGGGAGGGAGCGAUGAAGAGUUCCGUGGGUCCAUCACACAGUAUUUUCGUCAAAAAUUGCUUUCACAGGAGCAAAAGAAUGAGAUGACCAAACAUCUCGUACAGAAGGCAAGUGAGAGUGGGAAUCGCGGAGAUGAUACCGCCCCGCCUCAAGUAAGUGCGCAGCAACAAAACGAACUCAUCUCCGAGUACCUCGAGCAAACAUCAUUUGAGAUUGUCCCGAUAGUAAUGCCGGCGAGGGACAACAAGUUCGUCGGGACAUCACUUUACAUUGAUGACAGUGGGAGGUUCAAAGAUCUGCCACUGAACUGUCGUGCCAGUAAAAUCGCCCAGAGGGAUAUCCGAGGCGACGCAUUUCUCCUAUCCAACCAUGAUGACCCAGCUCUUGAUGAGUGGGGCCGUGUUGACUGUUCACUUUCGACAUACAACGAACUUCUCGCCAACCCACCUACCACAAAGUACGAUGCCUCCGACAGGGCUCAGAUGGCUUCUCUGACCAUGCAACGUGAAAGCGAAACAAAAUGCAUAAGUGAAGUAGAUGUUUCCAAAGCUAAGGAAGCUAAAGAGGCAGGCAACAAAUUUUUUACUGAAGGAGAUAUAAAGGCGGCUGUUCAGGCCUACAGCGAAUGUGCAGACCUCACUGAAGGCAGAAGAGAUUUGCUCCCCAACGAAGCUGAGGUAACUUCUCUCCGUGUGAGCGCCCUACUGAACCGAAGCCUUUGUCUAUAUCGCCUGGGAAAGAAUGAUGAUGCUGCCCACGAUGCCCGAGCAGUGCUACAAAUCGAUGCAAAGAAUUUAAAAGCCCAUCACCAUCUAACGAAAGCCCUUUGUGGGAGCCGUGACUACGAUGAAGCAGCGAAAUCACUCGAAGCCUAUGAAAAGCUGGGCGGACAACCACAAGAUAUAGCACAAAUCCGUCAGUCUAUCGUUGAGGGAAAGAAAAGGUUAAUGCAAGAGGAAAAGAAUAAAUAUGCCAAGAUGUUCGCCUCAACUUAA
Messenger RNA from Trypanosoma brucei brucei TREU927, 1101 nucleotides. RefSeq lists its product as hypothetical. NCBI's taxonomy places the organism in Eukaryota, Euglenozoa, Kinetoplastea, Trypanosomatida, Trypanosomatidae. The transcript has a single exon. The coding region runs from base 1 to 1101 and encodes 366 amino acids. The record is from RefSeq and is a predicted model, not a curated record. Gene Ontology annotation, molecular function: protein binding.